CGAAGCUGCGUUGGUUUUUUGCGUUUCCCGCGGUUGUCACUCGGCUGUGUGUCGGCUGAUGCUGGUGGUGUCACAGUGGUUGUGGCGCAUCUGCUGCCGUGUGGCGUCAUGGUGCUGGCGGCGACGCUCCUCCGAGUCCGAUCAGCCAGAGCCGGCCACCCCGCAGCACCCCCUCACCCAUCUCUUUGUCGGCGACGACCAGUCCUGUCUGCUCGACCUCAGCACCAUCCUGCAGCUGAGGGCCACCGCGCGAUGCUUCUCAGAGGCCUUGUCGUCUGCACAGCUGCGAAGCCGACUCCACACCUCGAUUGCCCGCAGCGGCAUCGACACCCAGCUGGUGCAGUUUGACGAGUCGCUGUGUGGGGGUACUGUGCUGGCGGCCCUGUGGAUAGCUGAGGAGGGAGGGCGGUGGGACGAUGGCACUGCCGACGUGCUGCGGCUGGCCGACCACUGCGGAGCCUGCACGCUGCCCGUUGUGCUGACUGCCGAAGACAUCAACACACACGCCAACAAGACGGUCCGUAAGGCGCACUUCUGGCGUUUCCCACCCUUCUCUCUAUGUCUGUGUGUGUGUGUGUGUGUCUGUUUAGGCGUAUGUGUCGGUUCCCCGUGUGAUUGCUAAGCUCAAGAUGGUCGGCCGCCACAUCAACCUCGGCGACGGCGUGACGUUCCAGCUGUUUCAACAUGGCGACAGGCUGCGGGCCAUCAAGGACGAGCCAGGCUUCGAGCUGACGCUUGACCCACCCGGCCUGCCUGCCGGCCACCUGUAUCAACGCCACCGACAGGACCACGACCCACCAGCCAGCAGCCGCAUUCGCUAUUGUGAAGAAUGGGAAGCGGAGGAUGACGAUUCUGAGGUCACCUAUGCGUCGGUGUCGCACUUUGCCAAAGGGAAAAUCCUUAACUACUUCAAUGUGAGCCGUUCGGAUGAGGAGCGGGAGAUUGGUAAUGACCUAUUGAACUCAGAAGAUGUCGACAGGGCGAUGUCUGAUGCUGACAGGUAUGAUGUACGGAACACGUCAGUCACUCCGGAGGGCACACAUACUCGCGAUGUGCGUGUCGUUGGUUGGCUCAGGCGUGGCGAAGGCGGUGGCCGUCUGACUGCCCUGAUGACCGGGUCGCCUCACACACCAGCUAUAGGGUGCUCGACGACCAUCUGCAGCGAUGGAAUGCCAGGUCACCCUCUUGGGCCUGGAAUGCUGGUGCAGCUGGUGCUCACGGACAGCAGCCACCCCUUCGUCGCGGAAAUAAUGCUCUGCAACUGCGUCAACGGCAGUCGGGACGAACAAAGUCAGCCGCGAUGAGAUAUGAUAUAGCCGAAGAGAUGGACAGGCAAAUAUGCUUUCUCUCUUUUAUUUGCUUCUCUACAGUGUUUGGAAUAGAUAUAUCCACAACUGAGCCACGUGUGGAUGUCAGCGGCCGCCCCUUCCCCUGCACGUCUCAGCAGCACUGUGUGUGCCCAUGGGGGCCACGGUGUGUGUUCAAGUACGAAUCCCCCGCGACCGCCGCGCUGGCGCGGGAGGCGCUGGGCGAUGCGGUGGCGCCCAUUGUCUUCGACUGGAUAGACGACAGCGACGAUGACACCGACGAUGACAGCGACGAUGACGAUGGUGACGAUGGUGACGAUGGUACGCUCUGACCGACCAGACGGGAGGGAACACGUGUGUCAGUGUAUGAGGUGUCUUGUCUGUGUGUCUCUGUCUGUGUGAUGUAGACGGCAGCAGUGACAAUGGCGAUGGCGAUAUAGACGACGGCAGCCAAGGGGGCAGCGAAGGUACGCAUCGCAAGGGAAUACAAGGGGACAACAACACAGAUGCCCAUCCAUCGCCCUCAUCAAAACAUGUCGACCUGCAUUGCGUGUGUCUGUGUGUCAUGACGACAGGUGAUGAUGCCGCAGCAGAUGACUCGCCAACCGAUGCCACAUGAGACCGCGGGGUGAGGCUGGCUGACCACAGUAUAUGCUUGUGUUGGAUGGGGGAGGGUCAAUCUGUCUGGUGUGUGUCAUGUGGUCAUCCGUCGAGUAGUAGACUUGUGUGUGCGUUUGCGUGCCUCCGGGUGGUGUGUGCGCCUCGGUGUGCUGUUUGUAUGAAGCGAGUGCAGCAGAUGCGUCUGGUCGUUCCUCAGUACUCUUCCGUGUCAUUUGUGGAAUGUGUGUGCAGCCGGAGAGACAUAAUUAUAGUACCCAUGCGGGUGAAUCGGUGCGUGUAAGGCCGGAUUAUACAUACGUGUGAGUGUCAUCGGUCGUGUGUGAGAAUGUGUGUUCGCAUUUGACACGAUUACGUGAGCUGACUUACGAAGAAUCUCUCUCAGCC
Messenger RNA from Vitrella brassicaformis, 2312 nucleotides. NCBI's taxonomy places the organism in Eukaryota, Vitrellaceae. The record is from the annotation of a GenBank genome assembly.